CAGUGGUCUCCCCGGCGACUGCUGUUGAGUGUGCGGCAGCAGCGGGAGCCAGAAGGUGCCUGGAAGGGAGCCUAAAGUGGGCAUUUGGUGAGGUCUGUGGUUUCAGAAGCACUGCUGCAGCCAUGGUCCCGAUCAAGGUGGGAGAUGCCAUCCCAUCGGUGGUGGUGUUUGAAGGGGAGCCUGGGAACAAGGUGAACCUGGUAGAGCUGUUCAAAGGCAAGAAGGAGGUGCUGUUUGGAGUCCCUGAGGCCUUUACCCCCAGCUGUACCAAGACCCACCUGCCAGGGUUUGUGGAGCAGGCCGGAGCUCUGAAGGCCAAGGGAAUCCAGGUGGUUACAUGUUUGAGUGUUAAUGAUGUUUUCGUGACUAAAGAAUGGGGACGAGCCCACAACACGGAAGGCAAGGUUCAGCUCCUGGCUGACCCCACUGGGGUUGGGAAGGAGAUAGGUUUGUUACUAGAUGAUUCAUUGGUGUCCCUUGGGAAUCAACGGCUUAAGAGGUUCUCCUUGGUGAUAGAGGAUGGCAUAGUGAAGUCCUUGAAUGUGGAGCCCAAUGGCACAGGCCUCACCUGCAGGCUGGCCCCCCAAAUCAUCUCACAGCUCUGAGGCCACAGACCCAGAAGUGCUCCUUCGACCUUCCCUAUUUCAUCUGCCCACCCCUGGGCAGGGGGCCUUAGCCCAGCUUCAACUGGGGUCACCUAGUUGGAACCUUGGCCAGAUUUCUGCAAUAAACGCUUCUGGUUUAAAAAAAAAAAAAA
This is a messenger RNA of Vicugna pacos (alpaca), 757 nucleotides long. The record is from RefSeq and is a predicted model, not a curated record. NCBI's taxonomy places the organism in Eukaryota, Metazoa, Chordata, Mammalia, Artiodactyla, Camelidae.